Messenger RNA from Glossina fuscipes, 318 nucleotides. RefSeq names its product protein preli-like. The transcript has 3 exons. Gene Ontology annotation, cellular component: mitochondrial intermembrane space. Gene Ontology annotation, molecular function: phosphatidic acid transfer activity. The record is from RefSeq and is a predicted model, not a curated record. Bases 1 to 318 code for a protein of 105 amino acids. Gene Ontology annotation, biological process: phospholipid transport. NCBI's taxonomy places the organism in Eukaryota, Metazoa, Arthropoda, Insecta, Diptera, Glossinidae.
AUGAAACAACGCGUAGAACAUAUUGGUGAAAUGGAGCAGCCUUCGAAAACCUUACUCUCUAAAACUAAUCAUGUGCCUAAAUGGGGUGAGCGUUUUUAUAAAAAUACUCCAAUUAAAAUAAUUGAAGAUUCUAUUUUGGAUCCGAAGAACAAAACUUUAACCACAUUCACGCGAAACAUUGGCAUGAAAAAAAUUAUGAAAGUUGAUGAAAUUGUCGAAUAUACCGAGCAGAAGGACGGGCGCACCUUAGCUAUUCGUCAUGCUUACAUUAGUUCACAAGUUUUUGGCUACUCCCGUGCCAUAAGAGCUCAUAUAUAG